Macrobrachium nipponense is the source of this 2931-nucleotide messenger RNA. RefSeq names its product speckle-type POZ protein B-like (gene rdx). NCBI's taxonomy places the organism in Eukaryota, Metazoa, Arthropoda, Malacostraca, Decapoda, Palaemonidae. The annotation marks the transcript as partial. Gene Ontology annotation, biological process: regulation of proteolysis; proteasome-mediated ubiquitin-dependent protein catabolic process. The record is from RefSeq and is a predicted model, not a curated record. Gene Ontology annotation, cellular component: nucleus; cytoplasm. The transcript is spliced from 9 exons. Gene Ontology annotation, molecular function: ubiquitin protein ligase binding.
CCCGCCCCCACCACCCCACCCCCCACCACCCCACCCCCGCAACAGCCUCAAGCUCAGCCCCAGCAACAACAGCAGGCACAAGCACCUCAUCCACAACCACCUCAGCAACCACAUCAACAGCAGCAGCAACAGCAGCAGCAGCAACAGCAGCAGCAACAGCAGCAACAGCAGCAACAGCAGCAGCCACAGCAGGCGCAAGCGGCCCCACCCCAGGCACAGCAACAGCAGCCACAAGCGGCAAUCGCUGCUCCUGCCUUACCAGUGGGGAAUAACGCGGAGCCCCAGAACGCACAGCAGGCCCCCCAGCCAGCUCCAAACCCCCAUCUUCCUCAGCCACAACAAGCAGCUGCAGCAGUUGGAGGUGCUAUAGUUGCACCUGCAGCAGGCGCUCCUGGACAGCCUAGACAAGCAGCACCACCACCUGCAGCAGCUGCAGCUGCAGCAUUAGCUGCUCACGUAGCAGCUCAAGCAGGUGUGCAGCAACAGCACGCAGCAGUUCCACAUCAGGUGCAUAAUACUCCUCCUGCUCACCAACAGGCUUUAGUUGGACACGCACAUUCGGUGCACGGUGGAGGUGGUGGUGGCAGUGGCGGAGGUGGGCACGUUUCCUCAGGUGGUGUCAGCAUGUCAGUGUCACGGGUACCUUCGCCUUUACCUCCUGAAAAUAAUAUGCCCGUUGCUGAAAACUGGUGCUAUACUCAGGUGAAAGUUAUCAAAUUCAGUUAUAUGUGGGCCAUCAACAACUUCAGCUUUUGUAGAGAGGAAAUGGGUGAAGUCCUGAAGUCAUCCACAUUCUCUGCUGGUGCCAACGAUAAAUUAAAAUGGUGUUUGCGUGUAAAUCCUAAAGGUCUAGAUGAGGAGAGUAAAGACUACCUCUCUCUUUAUCUUUUACUCGUUUCAUCAAAUAAAUCAGAAGUUAGGGCUAAGUUCAAGUUCUCUAUUCUUAAUGCCAAAAGGGAAGAAACUAAGGCUAUGGAAAGUCAACGUGCGUACCGAUUUGUCCAAGGAAAAGACUGGGGUUUUAAGAAAUUUAUAAGAAGAGAUUUUCUCCUAGAUGAAGCGAAUGGAUUAUUACCUGAUGAUAAACUAACUUUAUAUUGUGAGGUUUCGGUGGUAGCAGAUAGUGUUAACAUCUCUGGGCAGAGCAACGCCAUACAUUUUAAAGUGCCUGAUUGCCGUCUGUCAGAUGAUCUUGGUGUUUUAUUCGAGUCCCAACGAUUCUCUGAUGUAACUCUUUCUGUGGGAGGCAGAGAAUUUCAGGCACACAAAGCUAUUCUUGCAGCACGAUCGCCUGUGUUUGCUGCUAUGUUUGCACAUGAAAUGGAGGAAAGAAAGCACAAUAGAGUUGAAAUUCAAGAUGUUGACCAUGAAGUUUUAAGAGAAAUGUUAAGGUUUAUAUAUACAGGAAAAGCAGCAAACCUAGAAAGAAUGGCAGAUGAUCUUUUGGCAGCAGCUGACAAGUAUGCUUUAGAAAGACUAAAAGUGAUGUGUGAAGAAGCUUUAUGUACCAAUCUCAGUACAGAAAAUGCAGCUGAUGUGUUGAUCUUGGCAGACCUUCACUCAGCAGAUCAACUGAAGGCACAGGCCAUCGAGUUUAUCAACACACAUGCAACAGAUGUUAUGGAAACACAGGGUUGGAAGUCUAUGAUACAAUCUCAUCCUCAUCUCAUUGCCGAAGCUUUUCGUGCUUUGGCUACUCAACAGAUUCCACCUAUUGGACCUCCACGCAAGAGGAUAAAAGCCAGUCCAUGAACCUACUAAUCAGUCUGGCUUGGCCACUCACCUCACCUCCUUUGGCCUCCCCACUUGUCCAGCCCCUCACACUAAUCCACAGAAUUGGAUGGCCCAGUUUCCUCUUUGUUGGGUAUAAGAGGAAAGGAAAGGAAAGACACAGGAAGUGAAACUGAAGACGUUAGUGAUGGCAAUAUCAGUGUAAAAGUUCGACCUAUAUAUUUAUUGUGGUGAGAUAGUGUUCCAAGCUCAUCUAAGAUUAGCCUUGGAAUUCAUAUGCAGGAGUGUGGGUGAGUGUUGUGACAAGUGAUUGGGACCUGGCCUCUCAUUAUCCCACCAGUCAACAGAGUACAAUCAAGGAACAAAAUGUUCCUGCCCACUCAGGUUGGUAGGGCUGUAGUAAUUUCUUGUACUUACUGCGCCCAGCCCAGCUUUUUCUCCCCAAUUUCCUUUAAGUCCACCAAAUGAUCUCAAAGGGGUCUUAUGAAUAUGUAGAAGCCACAGACUGCAUUGUGCAGAAGCCAUACUCUACAGGGUAUGUCUCGUGUAAAUAUCUGUGAUGUAGUUAGUGAUGGUCUUGAACAUUUGACGUAUACUUUUCCAAGUCAUGGACCGAAUAACUGAAUACUUUUGUUAAAUAGUAUACUCUUGUGGCAAACACUACUCUAAUUUUCUUCUUCUCUCUCUAUUUCUGUGUCCAGAUUAGUAAUUUGGACAAUUUCCAUAAUGCAUCUGAGCAGACCCUUCAGGGAGGUAAUGAAUAACGAGUCUGUUCUGUAAUAACACCAAAGUAAGUACUAGAGGGUCAAAUACUGUAAUGUUUAUGUAAAUGCAUAGUCAGAUCUAAGGAAGUCUACCUAUUUGGUUUUUUAAAAUGAGGUAGAAGUUUUGUGAAAUAAGUGAUACUGUAUUCAGUGUACAUUACUAGACUGAGCUUUCUUAGUUCCUUUAGAAAAUAUACAUUAUUCUCAUUUUGGAGAAUGGUUAAGAAUGCUGUAUAGGGUGAACAGUUAAUGUAGUAUGUUAACUGUUAAGAUUCCAAAUUUUACAGCCAAAGCUGUGCUUUACUAUGUUGGCAGUGAUUUAAGAUCAUGCAAAGGACAGAAUGGUCUGUCAUUCUUGACAGCAUCAGAUGGUGACAAGUGAUGAUAAAGUGUAAUGCAGUAUUUGGAUUGCUAAAUAAAGCUAAAUAGGUGAUCA